AUGGCGACAUCAACCGACAUAGAAGCGUUUCGCGGGGUCCUGAAGAGCAGCAAGAGCAUAGUGGCCGUGGUCGGAGCCGGGUUGUCUGCAGCCUCUGGCAUACCAACGUUCAGAGACUUUGGUGGACUUUGGAAUUCUUAUGACCCUCUGGAAUUCUCUACUCCUCAAGGGUUUCUCGCUGAUCCAAGCCAGGUAUGGCAGUUCUAUCAUCAACUGCGAGAACUGUCUCUGCACGCCACACCGAACGCGGGCCAUAUCGCGCUAGCAGUCCUGUGUGUCCCUGAGAACUUGCGCAUCGUUGCACCCCUUGCCCGAUUCACCAUUAUUACUCAGAAUAUCGACGGCUUAGACAUUUGCGCCUUGAAAGAGGUGAUUGCCAAGCGUGUCCAAGACCACCACUUCGUCGCACCGUUGUCAACGUCACAGAUCUUUGAGAUCCAUGGCAGAGUCGUUGACACCUUAUGCACGGUCUGCGGUCACCGAGAAUCACGCACAGAGAGCCCGUUAUGCCAAGCUCUCAAGAACGUGCCGUUCAGAUCGGAGACCUAUAUUCCGGAGGAAGAUCUUCCCCACUGUUGCCAACCAGGUUGUGGUGGACUGCUUCGACCCGGAGUGGUGUGGUUCGAUGAAGUUCCUCACCAUCUGAAGGACGUCUAUCGCGUCGUCGACGAAGCUGAUCUUUGCCUUGUCAUCGGCACUUCUUCGACAGUGUCACCCGCUGCAGGCUUUGCAUAUGAAGUCACUGAGCACGGUGGCAAAGUGGCUAUUUUCAACAUCGACUCCUCCGAUGAUGAACGAGCGGACUUCUUCUUCGCUGGGCCUUGUGAGGAAACACUGCCGCGUAUCUUCUUCGACAGUUGA
Messenger RNA from Sparassis crispa, 861 nucleotides. RefSeq names its product NAD-dependent protein. Lineage: Eukaryota; Fungi; Basidiomycota; Agaricomycetes; Polyporales; Sparassidaceae. Gene Ontology annotation, molecular function: NAD+ binding. The coding region runs from base 1 to 861 and encodes 286 amino acids. The record is from RefSeq and is a predicted model, not a curated record. The transcript has 4 exons.